GAGCCCUUCAACAACGGCAUUGGCCUCCACCAGCAUUUGUUGAAGCAUUCUGUUGAUGCGUCACUUGCUCAAUCUGAACUCGAAUUGUUUGAUGGCGUUUGUGAAGCUCGUGUAAAAUAGGUGAAAUUCAAGUGGAUCAUUGAUAGCAGGGAGUAGGGUAAUUGGAGAAUAGUGUAUGUAAAGAGUAUGUAUGGUUUAAGAUUUAGGGUUUAGGGUUCUAGACGCUGAACUCCAUGUUGCGAUCGCUUCUGCAAGCGUCGGUCGCUGCUUCGCGCCGAGCGGUGGCGUGGAAUUUAAAUGACAUUGCUCCUCCCUCUGAGCAAGUUCUCUUCAGGUUUGCCUCAGUUGCUGAUUUGAGCCCCUGGAAGGUCUACUCCGAUCACGAGCAUGGGGGCUUGUCCAAAGCAUCGCUUGAAUUGAACAAAGAAAGUGGUCAGACUGGUGUGUUUUCUGGCACACUCUCUGUAGAUAUGCCUGAUGAUACCAACAUACGCAUGAAACGAAGCGGUUUUACAGGCAUGCGAACAUCACAUGAAGAUGACUGUCUUGAUCUUGAAGCUUUUGAUACCAUUGCAUUUCGACUCAAGGGCGACGGUAGGGUUUAUGUAUCCAAUAUUCGAACUGAAAACUGGAUAGGGGGCCUGGGGGCAUCUCCAUCGAAUACUUGGCAAGCUUUUGUAUUUGCUCCUGCGGGGGAGUGGUCUGUCGUCAAAAUACCAUUCAACAAGUAUCUUCCUACGUGGAGAGGAAAGAUUAUAGAUUCCAAUCAAGACCUUAAUGCAGCUCGUGUGACUGGUAUGGGACUUUCUGUCGCAGCUGAUGGGGGACCAGAAGGCGCAGUUCAAGGACCUGGAAAAUUCCGGUUAGAGCUAGAUUGGAUUAAAGCUAGAAGGAGUAAAUGAUCCUUGUUCUCCUCACUUUUAUUGCAGGCGAUUGGAUCCUGCUUAUAUGCAAAGAUCAUCACUAAUUGUGACAACCAGCUUCCCUGAA
Physcomitrium patens is the source of this 990-nucleotide messenger RNA. Its product is annotated as putative complex I intermediate-associated protein 30. Gene Ontology annotation, cellular component: mitochondrion. The record is from RefSeq and is a predicted model, not a curated record. Lineage: Eukaryota; Viridiplantae; Streptophyta; Bryopsida; Funariales; Funariaceae. Gene Ontology annotation, biological process: mitochondrial respiratory chain complex I assembly; mitochondrial electron transport, NADH to ubiquinone.